This is a messenger RNA of Xiphophorus hellerii (green swordtail), 2112 nucleotides long. RefSeq names its product guanine nucleotide-binding protein subunit alpha-11-like. NCBI's taxonomy places the organism in Eukaryota, Metazoa, Chordata, Actinopteri, Cyprinodontiformes, Poeciliidae. Gene Ontology annotation, cellular component: cytoplasm; heterotrimeric G-protein complex. Gene Ontology annotation, biological process: adenylate cyclase-modulating G protein-coupled receptor signaling pathway. The coding region runs from base 184 to 1239 and encodes 351 amino acids. The record is from RefSeq and is a predicted model, not a curated record. Gene Ontology annotation, molecular function: G-protein beta/gamma-subunit complex binding; G protein-coupled receptor binding; GTPase activator activity. The transcript has 7 exons.
CAGUCACAGUCCGCCACCUGCAUGGCAUGCUGAAUGUAGCAAAACUGGAAAAGUGACUUGUGACAAUCAGCCUGUUCUGAGAUGUUUCUUGCUUGGCAGGUAUGAAAAACAUCAAAAUGCAUUCAGUUCACUUUUCACCUCCUUCACAGUUCGACAAACCGCAGUUGAUUAACUCGGUCAACAAUGUUGAAGUGCUGCAAGUUGUCUCCGGAGGAACGCAUGAGCAGAGAAAUAGAAAAAGAGCUUAAAAGGGACAAAAAAGGACUGAAAAAGGAGGUGAAGCUGCUGCUUUUAGGCACUGGUGAAAGCGGGAAGAGCACCUUUGUCAAACAGAUGAGGAUCAUCCAUGGCAGUGGAUACGAUGAAUCUGAAAGGAAAGGUUUUACCAAGCUGGUGUGUCAGAAUAUCAUCACAGCCAUCCAGGCUCUAAUUGACGCCAUGGGGACUCUGAAUAUAGACUUUGCUGAUGACGAAAAUAUCAGCUAUGCAGACAAACUGAGCCCAGUGGAAUCAACCGAGGUGUAUAGGUUAGAUUCCUGGCAGGUGGAUGCAAUUAAGCGAGUAUGGAGCGACCUCGGGGUGCAAGAGUGUUAUGACCGGAGGAGGGAGUUCCAGCUGUCAGACUCUGCUAAAUAUUAUCUGAGUGACAUAGACAGAAUCACGGCCCCAGAUUAUGUUCCCACUCUGCAGGACAUCUUGAGGGUCAAGGUUCACACCUCGGGCAUUAUAGAAUACCCGUUUCCCAUGAAACCAGUCAUAUUCAGGAUGGUGGAUGUGGGUGGCCAGCGUUCACAAAGGAAGAAAUGGAUCCACUGCUUUGAAAAUGUCACCUCCAUCAUAUUCCUGGCAGCCCUCAACGAAUACGAUCAAGUCCUGUACGAAAGUCAGGCAGAUAACCGACUGAGAGAGAGCCUCGCCCUGUUCAAGACUCUCAUUUCAUCCAAUUGGUUUAAGAAGUCCUCCACUAUCCUCUUUUUGAACAAAACAGACCUGCUGCAGGAGAAAAUCAAAACAUCACAUUUGGCAACUUACUUCCCAAAGUACAAAGGGCCUCAAUAUGAUGCUGAAUCGGCAAAACACUUUAUCCAUCAGAUGUACAUCAAGCUUCACAAAGUGCAGGAUAAACCCCUCUACACGCACUUCACCUGUGCCACAGACACUGAAAACAUCCGGUUUGUCUUCAAAUCAGUGGAAGACACGAUCUUAGAAGAACAUUUAAAUCAUUUGGGAGUUUUAUAAACCAGGACCGCUCUGCGACAGACUGGCGACCUGUCCAGGUUGUACCCAGCCUCUCGCCCGGAACGUUAGCUGGAGAUAGGCACCAGCACCCAUCCUGACCCCUCUAAGGACAAGGGUGUUAGGAAAUGGAUGGAUGGAUAAACCAGAACCAAGUUAUAAUGCUUCACAGAGAACAUCCAUGCUGUCUUCAAACCAGUCAAAACCAAUUUUCCAUGAACUGCUGCCUUUUUUAAGCCCCAGAAUGAAAGAGGUUGUUGGUUAUUUGGAUCAUAACAUCCUGGGGAUGAUUACAUAUUCCAGAAAUUUCAAUGAAUAUUUUAUUGAGGAAGAAUGCCACAUGUCCUGGCUUACAGCUUUGAGAGGCGGAAAUUAAAAAUAGCUCUGCAAGCAUUAGAUUAUACUAAUGCUAAUGUUAAUGUGUUGAGUAAAGUAAAUAGUUUCGCUCCCAUUAUCUUCAUUACGUGUUUUAAAUUGUGUUAAAGUGUAUCUGCAUGUUGACACUUUAGAUUGUACAUUUCAAAAAAUGCUAUUUAUGUUUUGACAUGAUUCUUGUAAAAGACUGUUCAGAAGCUGUUCUAGCUGCUACAUUUGGAAGAAAUAUAGAUUUUGUCUUUUGUUUACCUGUUAUUUUUUUUCUGUCCAUUAAAGUGUAAAUAUGAAAGCAGAUACUCACAAUGACAAGACUGCCUGCAGUUUAUCAUAGCUUUGUUUUUCUUUAUAUCUUCGCCAGAUUUAGAUUUAAAUUAUUAGUUUGUGUCUGAUAUGAAAUGAGAUUGUUUAAUAAAACAUAUAAAAUGUUUUUUAUGUACAAUCUAAUAAAAAAGGGAAUGUCUGUUAGUACAAUAAAAAGUAUAUUCCCUUCUCAGUCAUUAA